CACCCAACUUCCAUUAAGGACUCAGGGCAGGAGGGGCAGAAGUUGCGCACCGGCGGGCGAGCGGGCGGGCGCGAGCCGGACUCCGAGGCCUGCGUACGCGCGUGCGGGCGUGCGGGAGCCGGGCGCCGGGGAUCUGUCCCGGAGCGAGGAGCGCAGCAUGGAGCACCGGACAGUCGGCGCCUGCCUCGCCCUGCUGUGGGGCUGCGCGUUGGUGGCCGCGGCGGCUCAGGGCAAGGAAGUUGUCCUGUUGGAUUUUGAGGCUGCAAAAGGAGAACUUGGCUGGCUCACACAUCCCUAUGGCAAAGGGUGGGACCUGAUGCAGAGCAUAAUGGACGACAAGCCCAUCUACAUGUACUCCGUGUGCAACGUGGUGGCCGGCGACCAGGACAACUGGCUGCGCACCAACUGGGUGUACCGCGGCGAGGCGGAGCGCAUCUUCAUCGAGCUCAAGUUCACGGUGCGCGACUGCAACAGCUUCCCCGGUGGCGCCAGCUCCUGCAAGGAGACCUUCAACCUCUACUACGCCGAGUCGGACGUGGACUACGGCACCAACUUCCAGAAGCGCCAGUUCACCAAGAUCGACACCAUCGCGCCCGAUGAGAUCACGGUCAGCAGCGACUUCGAGGCGCGCAACGUGAAGCUGAACUUGGAGGAGCGCUCCGUGGGGCCGCUGAGACGCAAGGGCUUCUACCUGGCCUUCCAGGACAUCGGUGCCUGCGUGGCUCUGCUGUCUGUCCGCGUCUACUACAAGAAGUGUCCCGAGCUGCUGCAGGGCCUGGCUCGCUUCCCCGAGACCAUCGCAGGUUCCGAAGCACCCUCCCUGGCCACCGUGGCCGGCACCUGCGUGGACCAUGCUGUGGUGCCGCCAGGGGGCGAAGAGCCCCGCAUGCACUGCGCGGUGGAUGGCGAGUGGCUGGUGCCCAUUGGGCAGUGCCUGUGCCAGGAGGGCUACGAGAAGGUGGAGGACGCCUGUCAGGCCUGUUCACCGGGAUUCUUCAAGCCCGAGGCCUCCGAGAGACCCUGCUUGCCGUGCCCGGCACACACGCUGCCGUCCCCCGAGGGUGCCAGCUCCUGCGAGUGCGAGGAGGGCUACUUCCGGGCACCCGAGGACCCGCUGUCCAUGCCCUGCACACGCCCGCCCUCCGCCCCCCACUACCUCACCGCCGUGGGCAUGGGCGCCAACGUGGAGCUGCGGUGGACACCACCCCAGGACAGCGGGGGCCGCGACGACAUCGUCUACAGUGUCACCUGUGAACAGUGCUGGCCGGAGUCCGGCCAGUGCGGGCCCUGCGAGGCCAGCGUGCGCUACUCAGAGCCCCCCCACGCGCUGAAGCGGACCAGCGUGACGGUCAGCGACCUGGAGCCCCACAUGAACUACACCUUUGCCGUCGAGGCCCGCAAUGGUGUCUCGGACCUUGUGACCAGCCGCAGCUUCCGCACGGCCAGUGUCAGCAUCAACCAGACAGAGCCCCCCAAGGUGAGGCUGGAGGGCCGCAGCACCACGUCACUCAGCGUCACCUGGAGCAUCCCCCCGCCACAGCAGAGCCGAGUGUGGAAGUACGAGGUCACCUACCGCAAGAAGGGGGACUCCAACAGCUACAAUGUGCGCCGCACUGAGGGCUUCUCUGUGACCCUGGAUGACCUGGUUCCUGACACCACCUACCUGGUCCAGGUGCAGGCGCUGACGCAGGAGGGCCAGGGGGCUGGUAGCAAGGUGCACGAGUUCCAGACGCUGUCCACAGAAGGUUCUAGCAACAUGGCAGUGAUUAGCGGUGUGGCUGUUGGCGUCUUCUUGCUUCUGGUGCUGGCAGGAAUCGGCUUCUUCAUCCACCGCAGGAGGAGGAGUCUGCGCGCUCGCCAGUCCGCAGAGGACGUCUACUUCUCCAAGUCAGAGCAGCUGAAGCCCCUGAAGACGUACGUGGACCCUCACACAUAUGAAGACCCCAAUCAGGCUGUGCUCAAGUUCACCACGGAGAUCCACCCGUCCUGUGUCACCCGGCAGAAGGUGAUCGGAGCAGGAGAGUUUGGGGAGGUGUACAAGGGGACCCUGAAGGCGUCCUCGGGGAAGAAAGAGGUGCCCGUGGCCAUCAAGACCCUGAAGGCAGGCUACACAGAGAAGCAGCGCGUGGACUUCCUGAGCGAGGCCAGCAUCAUGGGCCAGUUCAGCCACCACAAUAUCAUCCGUCUGGAGGGCGUGGUCUCUAAAUACAAACCCAUGAUGAUCAUCACGGAGUACAUGGAGAACGGGGCCCUCGACAAGUUCCUCCGGGAGAAGGACGGCGAGUUCAGCGUGCUGCAGCUGGUGGGCAUGCUGCGGGGCAUCGCGUCGGGCAUGAAGUACCUGGCCAACAUGAACUACGUCCACCGUGACCUGGCUGCCCGCAACAUCUUGGUCAACAGCAACCUGGUCUGCAAGGUGUCCGACUUUGGCCUGUCCCGCGUGCUGGAGGAUGACCCCGAGGCCACCUACACCACCAGUGGUGGCAAGAUCCCGAUCCGGUGGACGGCCCCCGAGGCCAUCUCCUACCGCAAGUUCACCUCGGCCAGCGACGUGUGGAGCUACGGCAUUGUCAUGUGGGAGGUCAUGGCCUACGGCGAGCGGCCCUACUGGGAGCUGUCCAACCAUGAGGUGAUGAAAGCCAUCAACGAUGGCUUCCGGCUGCCCACGCCCAUGGAUUGCCCCUCGGCCAUCUAUCAGCUCAUGAUGCAGUGCUGGCAGCAGGACCGCGCCCGGCGCCCCAAGUUCGCGGACAUCGUCAGCAUCCUCGACAAGCUCAUCCGCGCCCCCGACUCCCUCAAGACCCUGGCUGACUUCGACCCCCGGCUCUCCCUCUCCCUCUUCCUGCCUGCCCGCAGCGACAUUAAGAGGAUCGGGGUGCGGCUGCCCGGCCACCAGAAACGCAUUGCCUACAGCCUACUGGGACUCAAGGACCAGGUGAACGCCGUGGGGAUCCCCAUCUGAGCCGCCGCCUGGUGCGCCCUCGGCCGAGAGUACUUGAAGGAUCCAGAUGGCCCCCUGCCGGCUCUGCAGUUGGCCACCAGGGACCUUAUUUAUUUCUAGUUGUUCUUAUUGAUGCCCCCCCCCUGAGGACUCUGCUGGGGGGUCAUGGAGGACAUCCUGCCCUGAACUGAUGAGACCCUCGGGGAUGCUGGCCGAGGCCUCGUCCCCAGUGAGGGACACGGCCCAGCACUUAGCAGGCACCAUCAAGUUCCCAGCAUGCCCCCGGGCAAGCCCCACCGAGACCUCGGGCAUCCACGAGGGACAUUCCAAACUGACCCCCACUUUGCCUCCUCCCACCUGGUAGAAGCCACCUUGGGAGAUGGGGGUCAGCCCUGGCCACUUGAACAGGUGGCCGCCUCAAGCCCCACCCCUCGCUGAACGAGGGCAGACCUUGAACUUGGCUGGGUGAGAGCCACAGUGGUGCUCCGUCCCUCGGGCCUUCUGCAGACCCCAGGCCCUGUCCUCAGCCCUAACAGGCCAAUCUCUUGCUCUCCUGGGCCCUUUCGGGACGCUUGGUUGUGUUGAGGUUUUUUUAAAUCUGUAUUUUGUACUUCAUGGAGAGAGUGCACGUGUGGCAGGGGCCCCGCAGGGCUGGGGGCAGAGCGGGCCUGGGUGGACGCGGCCAGGCUUCGGGCACCGAUGCUGCCGGAGGUUCCUGCCGGCCGCCCGUCCACCCCAUCUCCCGCCCUCUGGACGACAUUCCCACAUUGUCAGUGUUAAUGACUUUGUUUUGUUGGAUAUUUUUUGAAACCUUAAUUUAUUAUUUUUUUUUUAUAUUUAUUGUUAGAAAAUGACUUAUUUCUGCUCUGGAAUAAAGUUGCAGAUGUUCAAACCGA
This is a messenger RNA of Ictidomys tridecemlineatus (thirteen-lined ground squirrel), 3837 nucleotides long. NCBI's taxonomy places the organism in Eukaryota, Metazoa, Chordata, Mammalia, Rodentia, Sciuridae. The record is from RefSeq and is a predicted model, not a curated record.